This is a messenger RNA of Hibiscus syriacus, 621 nucleotides long. RefSeq lists its product as uncharacterized. The transcript is spliced from 3 exons. The record is from RefSeq and is a predicted model, not a curated record. Lineage: Eukaryota; Viridiplantae; Streptophyta; Magnoliopsida; Malvales; Malvaceae. Bases 1 to 615 code for a protein of 204 amino acids.
AUGAAAUUAUUGAAUAACAACGACGAUGACGAUGAUUUUGUUUUGUUAGAUGAGAAGAAGGAUUCGAUAUGCGAAGAAGACGGUGUGUUUAUUGAAAUAAAAAAGCUUGGAGGGAACUCUCGCAGGAUUCGGUCCAAAAUCGGAAUAGAAGCCAGCCUGGAUACCGUUUGGAACAUCUUGACUGACUAUGAGAAGCUGGCUGAUGUUAUUCCAGGACUUGCUGUCAGCAAAGUUGUUGAAAAGAAUGAUAAAUUUGCCCGACUUUUCCAGAUUGGACAGCAGAACUUGCCAUUGGGUUUGAAAUUCAAUGCAAAAGGAGUUAUAGAUUGUUACGAGAAAGAUGUUGAGAUGAUACCAAAUGGGAAAAAGCGUGAAAUCAAAUUCAAGAUGAUUGAAGGUGACUUCACCAACUUUGAAGGAACAUGGUUGAUUGAAGAGUUCAAUAAAAGAAAGAGUGAAGACGAUGAAGAAUGGCAGACAACGCUUUCGUAUUUAGUAGAUGUAAAGCCCAAGAUGUGGUUGCCGGUUCGUCUAGUUGAAGGCAGGCUUUCUAAAGAGAUAAAGACCAACCUUUCGUGUAUACGUGAAGAAGCCAAGAAAGUUUUAACUCCUUGAAGUUAU